Molecule: messenger RNA, 814 nt
Organism: Hylaeus volcanicus
Lineage: Eukaryota; Metazoa; Arthropoda; Insecta; Hymenoptera; Colletidae
Gene: Saysd1
Product: SAYSvFN domain-containing protein 1
Exons: 2
Coding region: 318-806 (162 amino acids)
Source: RefSeq, a predicted model, not a curated record
UUGUAUACAAUGUUCCUUCAACUAUUAACUCCUGACAAUAUAUAUCAAUAUUUCCUUGUUUCAUCCAUGCACACGUGUUUCACGAUUUAAAUUUGUAUUUGUAACGGUUUCAAUUGAUAUUUUUUUUUUUUGCUUAACUUUCUCGCACGUGACAAGCACCCACAUACAAUACGUUCUAAGUACAUUUAACGACCAAUCGUUUUGCAAAAUGAGCGUUGCUUAUUGAAACGAAUCGCCAAUCUUCGUUAGUCGCUUAAACGUGACUGAACGCGACUGUCAGUGAGAAAAUUAACCAAAAUUAACGCUCGCGUUUCGUUAUGCACGAGACGGAUAUAAAAGAGAAACUUGAUGCUUAUAGACGUAGGAGACGAAGAGAAGAGAUGACAAAUUCUAUUAAGAAUGCGAUACAAAAUGUCUUACCGUGGAAUAGUGGUAAGUUUGUCGAGGAACAGCUGCUGCCAGCGUCGCCAGAUGAUGCCGAGGAUAUCCAGGACAACGAAAGCAUCUCUUCAGAGGAUAGUGUAGACCAUUCGCAAUAUACAGUGCUAAGGAAAGUAAUAAAACUACUCUACUUCCUUCUGUGGGCAACAUUAUACGUAAUUGCAAUUAAAUUUGAGUUUGGACUGGUAUACCUUACCUUAUCUGCAUUAAUAUUUAUUUGGUUGAAUACUCAUACCAGACCUAAACAAGUAGGGGAACUUAGCGCAUAUUCGGUUUUCAAUCCUGAUUGCAAAGCUAUCGAAGGAACGCUCGAUGCUUCGCAGUUUGAGAGAGAAAUAAGAUACGGUAUAGGAGGCAUGAAUUAGGAUACAUC